CCCACUGUCUCGCCAGUUGUCAGCUGACUGGUAGUUGGCAAUACAGUAGUACAUKAUGAUCGCGACGCUGAAGUGUACAACAUUAUUACUUGCUGUUGUUGUCUGCCGGGCAACGCAAGAUUAUGGUUAUAAUGAUGUCGAGGAGRCUACUCUGGGUGAUUCUCAGUAUGGAUCUCUCUGGCCGUUGCCUCAGAAAGUCAAAAUGUCAACGGUAGCAUUCAAACUCAGCGGUGCUAGUUUCCAGAUAGUUGACGCGAAAGAAUCGUCUUCCGGUGCGAGCUGCAGCCUUCUUCAAAAUGCAUAUCGAAGGUAUGACGAAUACAUAUUCCCCACUUCCAGAAUGCAAGGGCAAAACAAAAAGAAGGCAUUUGCCUCUGAUGUGUCUGAGUUACAGGUGUGGAUCACAUCAGCUGACUCGGAGUGUGACAGCUACCCCAGUGUGACAUCUGACGAAUCAUACGAACUCUCGGUGGACUCUCCUGUUGCUGUGCUGAAAGCACCUAAGGUGUGGGGCGCGCUGAGAGGUCUGGAGACUUUUAGCCAGUUGGUGUAUGAGGAUGAAUAUGGAGCAAAAAGCAUCAAUAGGACAGAGAUUCAGGACUUUCCACGGUUUGCACAUCGAGGCCUCUUAUUGGACAGCUCUCGUCACUUCCUGCCCAUCAAAGUCAUCUUAGCCAAUCUGGAAGCAAUGGCGUGGAACAAAUUCAAUGUGUUCCACUGGCACAUAGUAGAUGACCAAUCCUUCCCCUACAUGAGCCGUACCUUCCCCCAGCUGAGCCAGCAGGGAGCAUACCACCCGUACACGCAUGUGUACACGCCCUCUGACGUGAAGAUGAUCAUUGAGUUUGCUCGCCUCAGGGGCAUUCGUGUCGUCUCUGAGUUCGACACCCCUGGACACACUCAGUCAUGGGGCAAAGGCCAGAAGGACCUACUGACCCCCUGUUACUCUGGAGCCAGCCCCUCUGGCUCGUUUGGACCGGUCAACCCUAUCCUCAACACCACCUAUGACUUCAUGGCCAUGUUCUUCAAGGAGGUCAGCACAGUGUUCCCUGAUGCCUACAUCCAUCUAGGAGGAGARGAGGUUGACUUCAGCUGCUGGAAGUCCAACCCAGACAUCCAGAAGUUCAUGGCGCAGCAAGGCUUUGGGACGGACUACAGCAAGCUGGAGUCUUUCUACAUUCAGAGGCUCUUGGAUAUUGUCACCACUACUAACAAGGGCUACAUGAUCUGGCAGGAGGUGAUUGACAAUGGAGUUAAGCUGAAGGCUGACACGCUAAUCCACGUGUGGAAAGGCAACCAGCAGCAGUACCAGGCUGAGAUGGCAAGGGUCACAGCAUCAGGCUACCAGGCCCUGCUCUCCACACCCUGGUACCUGAACCGCAUCUCCUACGGCCAAGACUGGCAGGCCGCUUACAAGGCAGACCCACAGGACUUUAAUGGCACAGAUGCUCAGAAGAAGCUGGUGGUCGGGGGAGAGGCCUGUCUGUGGGGGGAAUACGUGGACGCUACCAACCUGACCCCCAGACUCUGGCCCCGUGCCAGUGCUGUGGGGGAGCGGUUGUGGAGUGGCAAGGAUGUGAAAGACAUAAACGAUGCUUAUAGUCGUCUGAUCCAGCACCGCUGUCGCAUGGUCCAGCGUGGUAUACCAGCUGAGCCUCUGUUUACAGGUUACUGUGCACAUGAGUACAAAGGGGUAUGAGCUGACAGCCACUGUGGGGCUACAACCUGAGAAGCAGCGUUAACAGCAAUGGGAGAAAGAAAAAAAUAUUGCACAAUUUUAACACAAAUCAAACUUGAUUGUCUUCAUGACUUUAUUGAUGCACUGAUAUGAGCCAAAUUCUGCCUUUUUAAAAAUUGUUUCUCAGAACAAUCCUCAUUCCAAUCAAUGUCACAAAUUGAUUGUGUGUAGGAACACCUUUUUAUAUUAAUGUUUGUAUGAAUUAAAAUAAACUUGCAGAAUUGUGUGU
Molecule: messenger RNA, 1967 nt
Organism: Salvelinus sp. IW2-2015
Lineage: Eukaryota; Metazoa; Chordata; Actinopteri; Salmoniformes; Salmonidae
Product: beta-hexosaminidase subunit beta
Biological process (GO): carbohydrate metabolic process; glycosaminoglycan metabolic process; ganglioside catabolic process
Cellular component (GO): lysosome; membrane
Molecular function (GO): beta-N-acetylhexosaminidase activity
Source: RefSeq, a predicted model, not a curated record